GCCCUAGUAACCCGAUGCUGAGCCGGGCGCGACCACCCGCGCGGGGGAGAACGGCCUCUGCCGCCGCCACCGCUUCCGCCGCCGCGUCCCGCACCGCUCUGGGAUCUUUUCUCCGUCUUUUUCACCGCUCUCCGCCUGUGUGACGGUGUUGAGCGUGGGCGGCGGGGUGGUGAGCGGCGCCGGCGCGUCCGUCUCCCCCCCGGCCUGGUGCGGAGUUGGUCGGGCCCGAGAAGAUGUCGUCCGGGCACGGUGCGUGCGCGGGGGUCGGUGCGGUGGGCUGGGCGGGCCCCGAGCUGUCCGCCGCGCCCGCCGGGGCACUACCCUGCGGCGGACAUGCAGCCCCGCCGAGUGCUCGCCCUAGCCAGCGCCGGCGGGGAGAGGCGGCCUUCGGGAGCGAGAUGAGCGAGUGGGAGCGGGUGUUUCUGCAGAACCUCGCCAUUCCUCCCCACGGCCAGCGCAGACGGGCCCGCCUGCCGCGCUCCGCGGCGUUCCGCUGCGUCCUGAAGCACCUGGAAGGGGCCGCGCUCACCCAGGGAGCCGAGUACCAGCUGCGCCUGUCCCUUUUCGAUGCCACCCACCACCACUUCUUCGGGAGGACGUGGAGGAGCGGCCGGCGAGCUGCCCGCGUCACCGCGCUGCGCCCGGCCAGGGCGGCUUUCAACGAGACUGUUUACUUCCACACCUCCCUGAACCACCCCGGCAUCACCGUGGUCGUGGAAGUGGUGGUGGUCGCGGGGAAAGAGGACGGGGGCUCUCGGCAUCUCUCCUGCGGCUUUGGGCUCAUCCCGCUCUUCGGCAGCGGGUCGGAGGCUGCGGACCUGGCUGUCGAGGACAGAACGCUGAAGCUGUACCACGGGACGCCGCGCGCCUUGCUGCACCCGCGCUUCCAGGACCCCCUGGAAAAGAACAAAUACCUGACGGUGAUGGAGAAGAGCCACUUGCAGUACUCCCUGAAGCCCCACCAGCCCCUGGAGAUGAUAUUCCACCUCCUUCCUGAAAACCUUCUGAUGUCCGGGCUGCAGGAUGUUCCUGGCUUGCUGCCGGCUCGCGGGGACACGGGUGACCGCCUGCAGAGGCCGCGGCUGCUGAGCCCGGUCCCGCGCUACCUGGAGCGGCUGUCGGUGCGGCUGCACCCGUCCCUGGAGGAGUUCGAGGAGGAGCUGCUGGACCUGCUGAACAGCGACCGCUUACUGCAGGCCAACGCGGCGCCGGACGGUGACGGGCUGGUGGUUCGGGAGCGGCGGCUGCACGUCGGCGUCCACAACGGCCUGUGCUUCGUCCAGGCGCCGCAGGUGGCCGUGCUGGUGCCGGAGGCAGCGCGGGGCAGCUGCGCGGGGGUGCCCGGCUCCACAGCCAGGGCUGCGGGUCAAGCCCUGGUCCUGAGGAGCCGCAUCCACCUGGACGAGAUGGUCCCUCACCCGGCGAUCGGGGUCUGCUUCCUGCUCGAGUACGUGUGCUGCGCCGCGGGGAGAGCCGCUGGGAAGGCCCGCGGUGAGGCCGCUGACAUGCACUCGGUGCGCUGGGCCAUCUGGAGCCCCGUCCCCGGAGCCGGGGAGGCGCAGGUGGAGCUGCCCCUGCGAGGCGGACCCCGCCGCGGCCCCUGCCAAGCCCUGGUGUACCAGACCCCCCGGGGCGGCCGCGGCUCCCGCCAGGGGAAGCACGUGGAGUCUGGGACUGUCCAAUUCCAUGUUUCCACUGAUUCGGAAGAACAUCUUGUAACUGCUGCACAGAUCCUACGUAAAGACAGGGACAGGUUGGAGAAGCCUCCCACGCCGUCGCUGAGUCCGCCGGCCCCACUGCGCGUGGCGGCAUCGCCGCAGGGACCGGGGCUCCCGGUGUCCCAGCUCCCAUCCCCACCGCGGGGCAGGGGCCGGUCCCCGGUGCCAUGUGGCCGCAGCUCUUGGCAGGACGGGGCCAUAACUCACCUGGAAGCUGACCUGGGCUCGCCGGACGCCGAGCCUUGUGCCGGUGACCAGCUGCGGGCGCUGCCCUUCACCCCGCUGCAGGUGCCCGUGGCCGCUGUGGGGCUGCAGGCAGGCAGCUCCCACACGCCGCUGUCCCGUGCGUCCCUGGCGCGCCUGCACGCCGCCGGCUUCCCGGACAUCCUGGACCGCAACGGGGAGCCGGUGGAGAUCUCGGAGCCGGCGGAGCCGGGGAGCUUCAGCCUGCAGCUGGAAGAAGCCGACCCUCUGCAAGGCAAUGAAAUAACCCUGCAGCUCCUGGCCUUCGGCAGGGACGCCCGGGACAGCGAGGAGGGGACGUGGCCGAGGACCAUCUUCCUCACCUUCCAGUUCUACCGCUUCCCACCUGUCACCACGCCGCGGCUGCAGCUGCUCGGCAUGGAUGGCGGGACCGCGGCACAGCUCCUGCUCCGGGUGAACAAGGACGGGACCCUCAGCACCGGGCCACCGGGCUGGCAGCUCAGGUACCUGGUGGAUCCCGCGUUCCUGCGCGCCGGGGAGCAGCGCUGGUUCCUGCGGUACCUGGCCCAGCACAGCCUCCAGAUCGACGUCUGGGACGGAGACUCCCUGCUCCUCGUGGGCUCCGCUGCCCUCAGGCUGGAGCCCCUGCUGCGCCAGGGCCGGGCGGCCGUCAGGACCCACCACGAGCUGGAGGUGGCCACGACCGAGUACGAGCCGGAGGUGCCGGAGCUGGGCCGGGAGGCGCUGCGGCACGGCGCCCUGCGGCCCCUCGGCGUCCGCGUGGCCACCCGGGGCCGCCUCCACCUCUGCCUGGCCAACGUCGGGCACCCGUGCGAGGACACACCAGAGCAGCCGCCGUCCCCACGCCCAUCCCGCUCCUGCGCGGUCCCAGACGGCACCGGCAGCCGGUUCUCCCUGAGCACUGUCGCCGGCGGGCGGGUGUCGCGGGCGCGCAGGCUGGCUGAGGUGGACGGUGAGCUGGCGUCCGUGCUGUGCAGCCGCCGGCCGGAGCCCAGGCCGGUCCCCCCUGCCGUCUCCAGCGAGGCCGCGGCCGCCCGCCGGCGCAAGCUGCGGCGCAUGGCGCUGGUGCGGCAGCAGGAGGAUGCCGGCAGUGGGAGGACGCCCCAGCUCUUGGGCUGGCAGGAGCAACGUGCCCGGGACCUGCAGCUCGUGGCCGCCUACCGGGAGCACACGAAGGGUGAGAGCAUCUCGCGGGUGCUCAGCCAGGCCAUCGCCGCCACCCGCACCGUGCACGCCGUGCUGGGCACUGCUGAGUUCUUCGAGUUCACCCUGAAGAACCCCUACGGUGUCCAGCACACCGUCACCAUCGAGAUCGACCACCCUGAGCUCAGUGUCGUACUGGACCCGAGGGAGUGGCGGCACUUCAAGGAGCUGACGCAGAGCUUCUCGCCGGUGGAGGAGGAGAUGUUCCACCUCCGCGAUGACCUCAGGCCUCAGGUGUACCUGCGCCCCAACGAGACCGUCCGCAUCCCCUUCAAAUACCAGACCUUCUCCGCAGACCCUGCCGUCAUCACAGUGCAGGGGCCGGCGGGGCUGGGUGCCGGUGCCAACACGGCCACCUGCUCCCUGGGGAAGAGCGGGGCCGGGCGGACAAAACACAUCCAGGUCUCCUUCCAGGUGAGCGGGGGGAAGCCCAUCGCGCUCCUGCACGUGAACGUGGAGCCGCAGCCACACGUCGUGGACCAGACCUUCCGCUUCUACCACCCGGAGCUCACCUUCCUGAAGAAGACCAUCCGGCUGCCCCCCUGGCACACCCUCCCCGGCGCGCCAGUGGGGAUGCCGGGCGGGGAACCCCAGAUGUUUGUUCGCUGCAGCGACCCUGACAUCAUUUGCGAAACCAAAAAUAUGGGGCCCGGGGAGCCGCAGGACAUCUUCUUGAAAGUAGCCGGAGGACCAAGCCCGCAGAUCAAGAAGUUCUUUGUUGCUAUUUAUAUGGACGCCUGGCUGGCGGCGCCGGUGCAGAUCUGGCAGUUCUACGUGCACUCGCUGCAGCGGCUGGACGUGGGCUGCACGGCCGGGCAGCUGUCCCGCCUGUCCCUGCUGCUGCGCGGCACCGCGGCCCCGCGCAGGGUGCGCGCCUUCGCCUCCCACCCCCACGAGCUGCAGGUAACCGCGGUGAGACCCCCGGCCCGGGCAGGGCAGCCCCUCGGGAUGGCGAGCAGCUCACUGCGGAAAGCGCUUGCCGUGGAUCCGGAUGGCGCCUUCGUCCUCCCCGCCAGCGGCGCCCAGGAGCUGCGCAUCGGUGUGUGGCCGCGGCGCGCGGGCAGCCGCUUCAUCUACCUCAACCUGGUGGACGUGGAGUCCCACCAGCUGCUGUCCUCCUGGCUGCUGUGCCUGGCCUGCCGGCAGCCGCUCAUCUCCAAGGCGUUCGAGAUCUCGCUGCCCGCCGGCGGCGGGAGAGGCUGCAACAAGCGCAUCACCUACACCAACCCCUACCCCUCGCCGCGGCUCUACUUCCUGGGCACCAACCGCCCCGACCUGCUGCAGUUCAAGGAGGAUUCCUUCCAGGUGGCCGGCGGGGAGGUGUACACCAUCGGGCUGCGCUUCGCGCCCAGCCAGGCGGCGGGAGAGGAGGAGAUCCUCAUCCACAUCAACGACCACGAGGACAAGAAUGAGGAAACCUUCUGUGUCAAGGUUCUCUACCAGUGAGCCUGUGGUGGCACCGGGGCCGGUCCCUGCGCCGGCUGUGCCGUCUCGGCGUGUCCGUGUCUCUGACGGGGCCGUGAUGAGCCCUGCCACCUCCGGUCCCCUCCCCACGCCGGGAGCUCUCGCCGCCCGUCGGGGUCCCCGGGCGUUGCUGUGGGUGCUGGUGGUGCCGUGUGGCACAAACCACGGAGAGCCCAAUGUGUUGUAGCCAUGCGUUGUGCCUGCAGGAUGUCUUUAUUUUUCUAAGUGUUACUUUAUUUUUAGGCAUGUUGGAGUCUUUAUUUUUUAACUUGAGUUACAGAUCUGAUUCUGCAGAAUAUUUCUAAAGUAUUUUAUAUUCUAUGCCGAGUUUUGCACACACCGAAGCAAUUUUCAGGAGAUUUUUAAAAUACUUUUUACUCACCCUUGAUCAAUUAAACUUGCUGAGCAGAACUGACAAA
Molecule: messenger RNA, 5029 nt
Organism: Columba livia (rock pigeon)
Lineage: Eukaryota; Metazoa; Chordata; Aves; Columbiformes; Columbidae
Gene: NPHP4
Product: nephrocystin 4
Exons: 29
Coding region: 234-4592 (1452 amino acids)
Biological process (GO): protein localization to ciliary transition zone; negative regulation of canonical Wnt signaling pathway
Cellular component (GO): ciliary base; cytoskeleton; ciliary basal body
Source: RefSeq, a predicted model, not a curated record